AUGGAAUUUAUAUGUAAAUUGAAUCAAUUGAAAAUAUUGGAAUUGGAAUUGAGUGAUAUUGGAAAUGAACAACUUAUUCAAAUUUCCCAAUCUAUGAAACAAUUAACAAAACUUAGUGUUGGUUUUAAUGAUAUUGGAGGAGAAGGAUUGAAAUUAAUUAAAGAGUUGAGUAAUUCCUUGACUAUCUUAAAUAUUGAACAUAAUCAAAUAGGAAAUGAAGGUUUGGAAUUAUUAAGUGGAUUGACACGAUUGGAUAGUCUUGAUAUUUCUACGAAUAAGAUUGAUAAAUUCAAUUCAAUUUGUAAUUUGAAUCAAUUAACAAUAUUAAAUGUCAGUAAUAAUAUUGUUGGAAAUGAGGGUGUGAAAUUCAUAAGUAAAUUGAAACAUUUAACUGAGCUAGUUAUGCAGAGUUGUAACGUUAAGGAGGAAGGAAUGAAAUCAAUUUGUGAAUUGAAGAAUUUAACCAACUUUAACAUUAGUAAUAAUUUUAUUCGAAAUGAAGGAAUGAUAUUGAUAUGUAAUUCAUUUCCACUAUUGAAAUGUCUACGUGCAAGCUCAAACAAGAUUAGCAACGAAGGAGUUCAAGAUAUUACUAAAUUAGAAAGAUUGACCGAUCUGAAUAUUUGCCGAAAUGAAAUUAGCAAUAAUGGAAUGAAAUCAAUUAGUGGAUUAAAGAAGCUAACUUGUCUAGAUGUUAGUGGUAAUAAUAUUAGUGAUGAAGGUGCAACAUCUAUUAGUCAACUUUCUCAAUUAUCAAGUCUUUAUAUUAAUGACAAUCAAAUUGGUGAUGAAGGAAUGGAAUCAAUUAGUGAAAUGAACAAUUUAUCUAAACUUUGGAUUAAUGAUAAUCAAAUUGGCAAUAUAGGAGCCAAGGCAAUUUCAGUUAACAUGCAUCAAUUAACCUUCCUUUUUAUUGCCAACAAUAGGAUUGGUGAGGAAGGAAUUAAACUUCUUGAGAAUAUGAAACUGACCUAUUUGGAGACCUUUGAUAAACUUUAUUAG
Messenger RNA from Naegleria gruberi, 1002 nucleotides. RefSeq lists its product as uncharacterized. The coding region runs from base 1 to 1002 and encodes 333 amino acids. The transcript has a single exon. The record is from RefSeq and is a predicted model, not a curated record. Gene Ontology annotation, molecular function: protein binding. Lineage: Eukaryota; Heterolobosea; Eutetramitea; Acrasida; Naegleriidae.